AUCUUGAAAAAAUUUCCAAAACAAUAGAAGCAUAAAAAGAGUAACAGUACUAAAAAGUGAAGUAGACAGUAAACUGCUUGAAGAGUCUAAGAAAAAUUAUGAAGAAUUUUAUUAAGAUUUUCUGGAUCACCUUGCUCACCGUGUGCUAUCAGCUCGAGGCGAAAAAUGUGCCCGGUGUUUCCUACAUCGACAAUGUCGUGCUCAACUACAACAAUGUUACAGACAUUUGGAUUUGCGACAGAAUCAUUUGUCCAUCCGGCACGUUUGGUUGCAAGAUUUUGAAGCGCAACAAUCCUAACAGACCGAUUGAAUUGAUUUGUACUGACGUCUGUUAUGAUAGCGACCGCAACACUGUGGUGACGUCGUCAUACCCUCAAGCUAUUCUAAGCCCGAAGACCAUUAAUAUAUUAGUGAACUCAUAUGUGGACGCAGAGUCGGUGUGGACUGCGGGCUACAGCUUAUCUAUGCAGAGUGUAAAUGCGACCAUCGCUGCCGGCGAUUGGCCAGAGGUGCAAAAGACCGUUAGAGAUAAUAUGAGGGAUGUAGAUGAGUCGAAUGCUUAUUAAAAAGAUAAUUUCUUUUUUUGUUCACUUGUGAA
Ceratitis capitata (Mediterranean fruit fly) is the source of this 598-nucleotide messenger RNA. RefSeq lists its product as uncharacterized. The record is from RefSeq and is a predicted model, not a curated record. The transcript is spliced from 3 exons. NCBI's taxonomy places the organism in Eukaryota, Metazoa, Arthropoda, Insecta, Diptera, Tephritidae. The coding region runs from base 99 to 566 and encodes 155 amino acids.